CGUGACAAGACCCCAAGAACAUUGGUUAACACUUUAUAAUUACACCCCUUGUAUUGCACGGAGCGCCCAUGCCUCUCUCGUAGCCACUAUGACUGACCGCCCGCCUCAACAGAAUCAUAUUCUGCGACGGGCUCCAAACGUUCUCAAUUCCAAUGGACAGCCAGUUGAUGGCCUUGCUGCUGAGCCUACCAAGUUUUCGAGCAAGCGUUCCAACAAACUGGGCGCUUCGAUACGCCGAAAAUUCAACAGCAUGGUACGGUCGCGGUCGCUUUCUAUCUCUCCGCCGGCCCAGGAUGGCGAAUUCGACAUCGAGAAGCCCGCCUUGACACACGCUCAUACUACAGACGAGACAACAGUGGAUACCAAGAAUACUUCACAUCUGGAAGUGCAAGUACCACUCAUAUUGCAGAAGGGAACGCCGAUGGUAAAGGUGUCGAGCAAGAAGCGCAGACAGGUCGUCUUCCGUUUGGAUCCUGACCAAGGCCGUAUAGUUUGGGAAGGAAAGGUGCAUCGAUACAUUCCUAUUGAAGCUAUCAAGGAAAUACGGUCCGGUCCCGACGCUCGAUAUUAUCGCCAGCAAUUCCAACUUGCGCCUGAAUGCGAAGAGCGGUGGCUCACUAUCAUCUACAUUCUUGAUGGUGACUACAAGACCCUCCAUGUCAUCGUGCCUACCAAGGAUGUCUUUGAAAUAUGGAAUUACACUCUCCGGAGCUUACAUUCUGUCCGUCAAAAAUUGAUGAGCGGUCUUGGAUACGUAGAAAUGCGACAAGCCAUGUGGGACAAGCAUUACUGGAAAGGUGCCGACGAGGAGCGCGAUCAGAAACUGGUCUUCGAAGAGGUGGAAAAGCUUUGCAAGAGGUUGCAAAUCAACACUGGUCAGGACGAUCUUUACCGACUCUUCAAGCAAGCCGACUUGAAGAACCGUAAUUACCUGGACUUCGAUGAUUGGAGGCUUUUUGUCAAGCUCCUAAAGUCACGACCAGAGUUGGACCGCCUUUACAAGCAGCACUGCAAGGUAAAUGGCGGUUCCUUCGAUUUCGGAGCAUUUGAAAGUUUCAUGAAGGAGAAGCAACAUUCUACUCGCACUCGAUCAGAACUCCAGGCGGUCUUCAAUAAGUAUGCUACGGUGGAACCUACAACUCCCGCUCCAGGCGAGGAUAAGACCUUGGAGACGCCCUCAGAUCUUUGCCCCAAACCGGUUAUGUCCCGAAAAUCCUUCACUAAUUUCCUCAUGUCUAGCGACAAUCCAGCCUUGCCCGAUCACGACAGGAAUAUCCAUCACGACAUGACACGUCCCUUGUCAGAGUAUUACAUCUCUUCUUCGCAUAACACAUAUCUAGUUGGUCACCAGCUCGUUGGAACAAGUACAAUUGAGGGGUACAUCCGUGCGUUACUCCACAGUUGUCGGAGUGUUGAAGUGGAUGUAUAUGAUGGUGAUGACAGCCCAGUGGUCUACCAUGGCAAGACGCUCACUACCAAAGUGCCUUUGCGCGAGGUCUGUAAAGCUAUCAUGAAGUAUGGCUUCGUCGUUUCUCCGUACCCCAUCAUAAUCUCCGCCGAGGUCCACUGCAGGCUCGAGCAACAAGACAUGAUCGCUGAUAUUAUGUUGGACGUUUUUGGGGACGCGCUCGUCCAGAGGCGACCAGACCAGCCGAUCAAAGUCCUCCCUAGUCCGGAGCAGUUGAAAGGGAAGAUUUUGUUGAAGACUAAAAAUGUCAACAUUUCCACCAACGAGGGAGUAGAAGGAGGUCUUUUUAUAGAUGCUUCCGCAUCAUCAACAGACGACUCGGAGGAUGACUGGCGAAAUCCGAAGCGGCGGCAGUCCGACGCCAUAAUGAUGGAGUACAGUCAAGAAUACCAACCAAGGCCCACUUUUCUGGAACGAGUCCGCAGUAUAGGCAGAUCGCCAAGAAGACCUAGUGUUGUCUCUAAAUCGUCCACAUCACCUAGAACAGGCAGACGUGUGUCGCACUCCAGGUCGCCCUCGGGUACCUCAACCGUCACGUUGCCUCCGAGUCCCAUGGCGUUCUCGCCUCCUACCUCGCCCAUGGUGACAGCCAUACCCUUCGAAGCGUCGCCGAAAGUCAAAAUGUCACAAAAGCUACUGGAUCUCCUGGUUUACACAGUCGGCGUUAAAUGUCGAGGCCUCAAUAAGAAGGAGGAGUAUUUGCCUGAGCAUAUGUUCUCAUUAUCGGAGAACACGGUGAAUAAGUAUCUGAAGGAUGGCAUCAUGGUGAUGGAUCUCAUCAAGCAUACGCGCGAUCAUUUGGUCAGGAUAUAUCCCAAGGGGACGAGGGUUAACUCCACCAACUAUGAACCGCAUAGAUGCUGGUAUGCGGGCGUGCAAUUGGUCGCCCUCAACUGGCAGACAUUCGAUUUAGGAUACAUGAUCAAUCAGGCAAUGUUCCAACGGAAUGGUCGCUCUGGAUACGUCCUCAAGCCCGUAGUCCUACGGACCCAAAGUAAGGAUAUGCUUCUGAAGCGGACGAAGCAUCGCCUCGAGGUCACUAUCAUCUCGGCUCAGCAGCUACCGCGGCCGAAGGAUGCGACUGGGCGGGAAGUCAUAGAGAAAGGGUCGGUGGAUCCUUAUGUAGAGGUGUCGGUGCAUGUGCCAGAUUGGACUACGCUUAGCCCGGAGCAACGCAAACCUCCUCGCACAAAUAUGGUGAAGAAUAACGGGUUCAACCCCGUAUGGGAAGAGAAGCUGAGCGUACCAUUUGAGUGCGUUGGGGAGAUGAAGGAGCUGAUUUUCGUCCGCUUUGCUGUUAAGCAGGGUGGACAGGAGGAUGGGGAGCCACUGGCGGUUUUUUGUGCAUCGCUUGGAUCGUUGCAGUUGGGCUACCGUCAUCUUCCUUUGCAUGACGCACAGAUGUCGCAGUAUCUUUUCUCGACACUGUUCGUUCGUAUCGGCGUGUUAGAUGUUGUGUAAUCCUCGCCUUUUCUCUUUCUUUAUCGUUAGAUUAUACCUUUACCUUGUGAUGAUAUGUGCCGGAUUAGCUAAUUACUACAAUUGUAUAUACAUAAGCCCUCAUGUAGCAAUAAUAUUUAUUCUCGUUCAUCUCGUAAAUACAAUAAAAAAAGAG
Desarmillaria tabescens is the source of this 3083-nucleotide messenger RNA. RefSeq names its product PLC-like phosphodiesterase. The transcript has 9 exons. The record is from RefSeq and is a predicted model, not a curated record. NCBI's taxonomy places the organism in Eukaryota, Fungi, Basidiomycota, Agaricomycetes, Agaricales, Physalacriaceae. Gene Ontology annotation, molecular function: calcium ion binding; phosphatidylinositol-4,5-bisphosphate phospholipase C activity. The coding region runs from base 89 to 2929 and encodes 946 amino acids. Gene Ontology annotation, biological process: release of sequestered calcium ion into cytosol; phosphatidylinositol-mediated signaling; lipid metabolic process.